GACGUUUAGGCGUAACCCGGAGAAUCACUGGUUUGGGGAAAGUUUUUCUUGUUUUGCAAAGACCAAAGGAAACACAACACAGCCAUCAUGGUUAAAUGGACAGAUGCUGAGCGUGCUACAAUGAAGAAGGUCUGGGAAAAAGUCAAUAUAAAUGAAGUCGGACCCCAGGCCUUGGCAAGACUGCUGAUCGUCUAUCCGUGGACUCAGCGGUAUUUCGGGUCCUUCGGAGACCUGUCCAGCCCGGCUGCCAUUGUAGGAAAUCCCAAAGUGGCCGCCCACGGCAAGAUUGUGCUGAAGUCCCUGGAUAAAGCCGUGAAAAACUUGGAUGGCAUCAAGAACCAUUAUGUUGAACUGAGCGAGAUUCACAGCGAGAAAUUGCAUGUGGAUCCUGACAACUUCAGGCUCCUGGGUGACUGCGUCUCCAUUGUCCUCGCGCUCAAGUUUGGCUCCGCUUUCAACUGUGAGGUCCAGAACACCUUCCAGAAGUUUCUUGCGGUGGUUAUCUAUGCCUUGUCAAGACAAUACUAUUGAAUUCGAUAAUGUGUUUUAUUUCUGAGACAAAUUAAUUAAAAAUUCACAGGUAAAGCA
This is a messenger RNA of Paramormyrops kingsleyae, 588 nucleotides long. Its product is annotated as hemoglobin cathodic subunit beta-like. NCBI's taxonomy places the organism in Eukaryota, Metazoa, Chordata, Actinopteri, Osteoglossiformes, Mormyridae. Gene Ontology annotation, molecular function: organic acid binding; haptoglobin binding; heme binding. Gene Ontology annotation, biological process: hydrogen peroxide catabolic process; oxygen transport. The record is from RefSeq and is a predicted model, not a curated record. Gene Ontology annotation, cellular component: blood microparticle; hemoglobin complex; haptoglobin-hemoglobin complex.